CCUAUUUGUGCAUAUCACAUCCACAUUUUCUUUCUGUUGAUAGUUCUGGUUUCAUCUUCUCUUCAAUGUCCAACCUCACAAUCCCAAUUGUAACACCAAACAACAAGAAAGAAGAUACUCUCUGCUCCAAAUUGGAUUAAACCCAUGGAAACAUUUACAUUACCGUAUCCCUAUAAUGGUUAUGGUGGUGGAUAUUGCUCAUCUUCUUCACCCUCUUCUUCUUCUUCUUCUUCAUCAUCUUCUUCUUCUUACUACAACAAGAUUGUUAUUGUAAUGGGGAAGAGCAAGAAGCCUCGCCCUCCUCCUCCAAAGGGUUCUGAGCCAGCUCCUCCAAGAAUUACAUCAAAUCUCAAGCAGAAUUUGCAGUUUUUGAAGUUAUGGAAGGAAUUUCAAAAGAGGAAGUCUAGCACACCCAAGCCUGCUACCAGUUACCGCAAAAAGAAAGUGGACAACGAAGACCUUCCAGAAGAUACAGAACUCUAUCGUGAUCCUACCUUGUCCCUCUACUAUACAAACCAGGUUAUAGACAACACAGUCCCCGUCUUGCUUGUCGAUGGCUAUAAUGUAUGUGGCUAUUGGGCGAAGCUGAAGAAGCAUUUUAUAAAUGGACGACUUGAUAUUGCCCGACAAAAAUUAAUUGAUGAACUUGUAACAUUCAGUAUGCUUAGAGAGGUGAAAGCGGUAGUUGUCUUUGAUGCCAUGAUGUCAGGGCUUCCUACGCACAAGGAAAAUUUCGCUGGUGUUGAUGUGGUUUACUCGGGUGAAUCAUGUGCUGAUGCAUGGAUCGAAAGAGAGGUUACUGCCUUGAAGGAGGAUGGAUGUCCAAAGGUUUGGGUUGUGACUUCUGAUCAUAUGCAACAACAUGCGGCGCACGGAGCAGUAUGCAUUCUUUGGAUAGUUUACUAUUGUUGCAUUGAAUUUCCUUGAUCUAGUAAACUUUGAUUUGCACUUAUGACUUAUGCUUUAGAAAUAACCAAUUUUGGCCUAUACUUUAGUUGUUGGGUGCUCUUGUGGUUAGGCCUCCAAAACCCUGUUAGUUAUGUGUAAAAUUAAGGUAAAUUACUAAAUCCCUUUAUGUUGGCAAAAUUAUACACUUUGGUCCAUGUCGUUUCAAAAUUAGCGAUUUCAGUUCUUACACCUCCUAACCACCAUCAGUGAAAAGCAUGCAAUUUUGAGAGAUUAAAUUGUUUUAUAAUAUAAGGACCAAAAUUUGAUAUGAUUUCAGAUAUUAGGAAAUAAAGUGUAAUACUAAAAAUUUAUAGUUUUAUAAUUAAGGAUUAAAGUGUUGAUUCAUUAAGAAACCAUGGGGGCCAAAAUUAUUAAUAUUGAAGUAGUAAAGAUCAAAGUGUAUAUUAUGGAAAAUUUCAAUGGGGUUUUAGUAACUUACCUUAAAUUAACUUAUAAAAAGAAAAAUAGGGUCACAUAAUGAUAAAUUUGGUAGCCUAAUACCAGUAGAUCUUAUCCCUCUAUAUUGGCCGUAUUGGAAAUUAAUUUUGCAUAGAAUUGAAUGGGUUUUCAUGACCUGGCAGCGCAAUUGCACCUUAUAACUAUUGGCAAAGUUGGUUAUAUCCAAGUACAGUUGUAAGUAUGAUUUUAAUAUUAGAGUUUAAAACAGGUGUGUAGAAGUAGAAAUAGAAUCACAUCCCACUUAUAAAUAAAAAUAUUAUAGGGAAUAGAAGUCCUUAUAAACAAUUUAAAAUCAUGAUUAUAGUAGUAAGACUUACAUUUCCCUCAAUACUCAUACUCAACUAGGCAUUGGUCCCAAAUUAGUUGAUUCAAUUUUCUCUGUUUCGCUCAUUCUAGGAGUACAUCUUUACAAAGAUCUAGAACUUUUAAAUUCUUUCUCACUAUAUCGCCCACGCUUCACUCAAUAAAUAAUAUUAGAUUGAA
Molecule: messenger RNA, 1890 nt
Organism: Hevea brasiliensis (rubber tree)
Lineage: Eukaryota; Viridiplantae; Streptophyta; Magnoliopsida; Malpighiales; Euphorbiaceae
Exons: 7
Coding region: 145-927 (260 amino acids)
Source: RefSeq, a predicted model, not a curated record